Thlaspi arvense is the source of this 1257-nucleotide messenger RNA. The record is from the annotation of a GenBank genome assembly. NCBI's taxonomy places the organism in Eukaryota, Viridiplantae, Streptophyta, Magnoliopsida, Brassicales, Brassicaceae.
AUGUCGAAAGAAGAUGGUGGUGAUUAUAAGUAUAUUGGUCAACUGGGUUGUGAGAGUGUGCAAUGGAAAGCUUCAGAGAUUAGAUGGGGGAAAUUUGAAUCCUUCCUUAGAGAUUCACAUGUUUGUACUCGGAUUGCUAUGAUUUGCUAUAAAGAUGUAGUUGAAGAUAUGAAGAACUUGAAGUAUGUCUUUGAGACUACAAAUGCUGCUAUGGGUGAGCUACAAAUUGUUGGAGAAGCGUCUGGUGAGAUUCAUGCUUUUAUCGAACAUGAAUGCUCAAAUAAUAUGCGUGAUGUCAUUCAUCUUCUGCCGAGUAGUCAGGCUGAAGAUCUUGGUGAAAGAGAUGAUAAUGAUGAUGGAAAUGAAGCUGAUGUUGAUGAAAGUGAGAAUGAUGGUGACAAGAGACCAAGGGAAGAGAAUGAAGGAGAUGGUCGUAAUGAUGAGAGAUUUAACGAUUUGUUUGAAGAAGGUGCAAAAACACAGAAAGCAAAGUCUCAAGAUGAGGAGGAAAUGGCCGAGGAAGUAAAAGAAGCAGAAGAAAGCGAUGAAGACUAUAAAAGAUAUGAGUUAGGGGAUGCUGGAUAUCCAGACACACCAGUUGAAUCGGAUGAGGAGUGGGAGGCUUGGGCAAAUAAGAAAAUAUCUAAAGAGGUCAAUAGAAUAGCUGCGAUUUGUUGUGAAGACGGUUGCAAGUGGAGAGUAUAUUGUACAGUGGAGGUUCCAAUGAACAAAUGGAUGGUCAAAGUAUUUCACAUGAGCCAUAACCAUGGAAACUCAAGAAACGAACCUCUUGAAGAUCUGCAGAACAAAGGCAAAGCAACUAGACAUGGAAGGACAUUUCAUUGUAGUAAUUGCGGUCAAGCUGGUCAUAUUAAGAGUGGAUGUAAGAAUGAGGUUGUUUUUAUGGAGGGACCAAAAAACAUACAAGGCCGCACUUGUAAAAAUCUGGAUGAGGUUAUGCCAAAACGCCCUACACAACAAAGAAAAAAGAAGAAGACAUCUUUAGAUAUAAGCAACUCUCAACUUUUACAAGAAGAUGAAUCAAGUACACCAAUUCCGGCUGCAUCUAGUGCGCCUGAACCAUCAGUUUCAUCCAACAACACAAACCCUCCACUAAAGAAAAAACGUGGAAGAGCACUGAAAAUAACGAAGCCCAGCAACAUUAGUAGAGGUACAUCUAAGCUAAUGAGUGCAUUCAUAUACCGUCCUUUUGAUGUGUUUAAGGAUACUGGUGAUCAAUUCAAGCCUCCACAAUAG